This is a messenger RNA of Phalaenopsis equestris, 4149 nucleotides long. RefSeq names its product phytosulfokine receptor 1. Gene Ontology annotation, molecular function: protein binding; ATP binding; protein kinase activity. Lineage: Eukaryota; Viridiplantae; Streptophyta; Magnoliopsida; Asparagales; Orchidaceae. Gene Ontology annotation, biological process: hormone-mediated signaling pathway; protein phosphorylation. Bases 505 to 3618 code for a protein of 1037 amino acids. Gene Ontology annotation, cellular component: plasma membrane. The record is from RefSeq and is a predicted model, not a curated record. The transcript has a single exon.
UAGCCUGUCGCCGUAAUUUGACCGCCGGUCGCCUGCUCCGGGUUAGCCGGUCACCAUCUCUGUGAUCAGAUAAUUAAAUAAUGGAAUCCAUCUGCUGCCAUGAAUAAACUAAAAUAUGGAAAGAAAGUCUACACUUGCGGAAGAAAGAAAGGAGGAAGUUGGAAUGGAGAAAGAAGACUCGAAAUCAAGCUCGUACGCUUCAAAUUCCCUCUCUCUCUGCAUCUCUAUAUUGCCAUUUCGACUCGGAUGUUCUCAUCGUCUUCAUCUUAUUCCAUUCUUCCCUGCAAAGUUUCAUCUUUUCUUCUUGCGCUUUUCCUUGCGUUCUUAUGACCUGCUUUCUUUUCCUCAUUCAAACUGUACUUCUGUUGCACGCCGUGCAAGAAUUCUUUCGAAAGAUGAAAUGGGUUCUGUUCUUCGACGAUUCUGAAUUGAAAAGGAGCUUCAUUUCGGUCAGAUAAGUUAUUUACUCGCUUUCUUCCGGAGUACCUUUUGGGCUCAUUUUCAAUGCGGACGAGGUGUUUGUUUGUUGUUCUCUUCUUCGUUUCUUCCCCGGUUCUUCUGUUGAAUUCGCUGAGCCAGGCCUGCGACUCCGGUGAUUUGAGCGCGCUUCUGGGUUUCUCGGCCGGCAUGGCCUCGGCUAUCCAAGGAUGGGGAAGUAAUUCGUCGUCGUCUUCCUCCACCUCUGACUGCUGCAGAUGGCCUGGAGUCCUCUGCGAUAGUCUGGUUUUAGGUGAAGGAAGAGUGAUUGGAUUGGAUCUCGCAGAAAGGAGUCUUCGCGGCUCAAUCUCAGAUAGCCUCGCCGGUCUUGAUCGUCUUAUGAAUCUCAAUCUAUCCUUCAAUUUUCUUCGCGGUUCUGUCCCGCAGAAGAUUUUUCUUCUUUCUGGAUUGGAGUUUCUUGAUCUCAGCAUGAACGGACUUUCUGGAUCCUUACCACCCAAUCCAGACCUUCCAUCUAUCAAAAGUUUCAACCUUUCAAACAACUUGUUCAGCGGAAUCCUUCCCAUCUUCUCCAGUUCUGUAAAGCUCAUAGCUUUUGAUGUCAGAAACAAUAGUUUUUCUGGUCCAAUUAGAGCAGAUUUCUGCAGUUCAUUUUCUCAGAUUCAAAACCUCAUUUUUACAAUGAAUGCUUUCUCCGGCCAGUUUCCGGUGGGCUUCGGCAACUGCCAGGCCCUUGUUCAGCUUUCCAUUGAUGUGAAUGAAAUUUCUGGCGGAUUACCUGAUGAUUUGUUUACUUUGAAAUCCCUGAAAUACCUGCACUUGCAGCAGAAUUCCCUUUCAGGUUCAUUGAGCGAAAGAUUUAGCAAUCUUUCUAACCUUCUUCAUGUGGAUCUCUCUAUGAACAAUUUCUUUGGAUUUAUUCCCAAUGUAUUUGACAAACUCAGUAAAUUAGAGUCAUUUUCUGCCCAGAAUAAUGGCUUCAAUGGUACUUUGCCUAUUUCUUUCUCCAACUUGACAAAUCUUAGAGUUCUCAACCUUAGGAACAACUCACUAAGUGGAGAGAUAAAUCUAAAUUGUUCUGCUAUGCAUAUGCUAAGCACCAUUAAUCUGGGUUCAAAUCAUUUCACGGGCUUCAUUCCGAGUAGCCUCUCACAUUGUUCAAAUCUAAACUCAUUAAAUCUCGCUAAGAACAACCUUAUUGGUGAAAUUCCAGAUAGCUUCAAGCUCCUCAACUCACUUUCUUACUUAUCUCUCUCAAACAAUAGCUUCACCAACAUAUCAUCAGCACUGCAAACGCUGCAGCAUUGCAGCAACCUUACUAUUUUGGUCCUCACAUUGAAUUUUCAUGGCGGCGAGACUAUCCCGGUUGAAGGAAUAUAUGGAUUUACUAAUAUGAAGGUUCUUGUCAUUGCAAACUGUGGUUUUUCUGGUUCUAUCCCAACAUGGCUGACCAGAAGCACCAACUUGAGCAUCUUGGAUUUAUCAUGGAAUAAAUUGAGCGGGUCAAUUCCUCCAUGGUUGGGGAACUUUGAUGCUCUCUUUUAUCUUGAUAUCUCAAAUAACUCUCUCAGAGGAGAAAUUCCAGUGAGUUUAGCGGGGUUGAAGAGCUUGAUUCAUCCCAAUUCAUCCAUUCAAGCACCAUCCAUCCUAAAUUUCCCGUUUUUUGUCAAGAGAAAUGCUUCCGUGAAGGCGUUCCAGUAUAACAAUCUUGGCAGCUUCCCGCCAUCUUUGAUUCUGAGUAACAACGAACUUGUUGGUCCAAUCCCACCGGAGUUUGGGAGUCUCAAGUUGCUCCUAGUCCUGGAUUUGCACAAGAACAAUUUAUCAGGGUCCAUGCCUGAGGAGCUUUCAGGAAUGGCAAGCUUGGAAAAGUUAGAUUUUUCUUACAACCAUCUCACUGGAAAUAUACCUGCUGCACUAACCAAGCUGAACUUUUUAUCCAAUUUUGAUGUGUCUUUCAAUAACUUAGUUGGUCCAAUUCCAUCUGGUGGCCAGUUCUCAACUUUCUCCGGUUCUGACUUCAUAGGAAAUCAGGAUCUAUGUGGCUUUCAUCUCUCUCCCUGUCAGUCUGAAACCAGUCAUCUUCCUCAAAGCAGAAAGCAGACGAGCAAAGCUAUGAUUGCAGGAGUUGCAGUGGGAAUGGCAACAGGAAUCACCUUUCUCCUUAUAAUAAUCUACUUGGUUGUAUCAAAAUUUCUUUCCAGAAAGCAAGAAGACAAUGCGAAGGUGGUGGCAAACAAUGAUGAUGGUUUAGAAGCCGCCGGAUCUCCAUUGGAGGUUGUGUUUCACAACAAAGACAACAAGGAGAUGAGCAUCAAUGCCAUCUUGAAAUCUACAAACAACUUUGAUCAAUCCUUUUUAAUAGGAUGUGGAGGCUUUGGUCUGGUCUACAAGGCAUCACUUGAAGACGGAAGAAAGGUGGCGAUCAAACGACUGUCAGGUGAUUUUUGUCAGAUGGAGCGUGAAUUUCAAGCCGAGGUUGAAGCUCUUUCCAUGGCGCAACAUGAAAAUCUCGUCUUGCUCCAAGGUUACUGCAAGGUUGGGAAAGAUAGGCUCUUGAUCUAUUCUUUUAUGGAAAAUGGAAGCUUAGAUUACUGGCUCCAUGAGAGAACAGAUGGUGCUUCUAUGUUAUGUUGGUUCAGAAGACUUAAGAUAGCUCAAGGAGCAGCAAGGGGAAUGGCUUAUUUGCACCAAUCAUGCCAGCCAAAUAUAAUACAUAGAGACAUCAAAUCAAGUAAUAUUUUACUUGAUGAACAUUUUGAAGCUCACUUGGCUGAUUUUGGGCUAGCAAGGCUCAUACUACCUUAUGACACACAUGUCACCACUGAUCUUGUUGGAACAUUGGGCUACAUUCCGCCAGAAUAUGGCCAAGCUUCCAUAGCUACUUUUAAGGGAGAUAUCUAUAGUUUUGGUGUGGUUCUUCUAGAGCUGCUCACUGGUCGAAGGCCGGUAGAUAUCACUAAGCCAAAAGGAAGCAGGGAGUUGGUGUUAUGGGUGCUUAAGAUGAAGGAGAGGAAGGAGACUGAGUUGUUUGAUCCGAUUAUAUACCGUAAGGAGCUCGAAAAACAGCUCCUCCGUGCACUUGAGAUCGCGUGUCUUUGUGUCAAUGAAUCGCCUAAAUUGAGGCCAUCAACUCAGCAGCUAGUUUCAUGGAUUGACAGCAUUGAUAGAGAAAGAUGAUUAUAAGGUGAGCAAAAGCUGAGCUAAUCUCAGUGUAUAUAAUAGUUUGGAUUAAAGAUUGUGAUAUUUUGCCUUUGUUUCUUUGGAAAAAUUUUUGUUUGUUUUAAAUCACAGUUAUGUGUUGGGCCUUGAACUCAGGACCUUGUGGUUAAAGACAAAGCUCUCAACUACUAAGUUGAGUGGGCUGCAAAUCGUCUUUUCGAGAAAUUUAAUCUAUUUUAGUUCCCUAAAAAUAGUUGUAAGAAUUGUGAGGUGUAGUUUAGAAUGUGAGAAACUUUAAUGUGUGGUUUGAAAAGGUGUGGAUGAUAUAGAAAGGCGAUUAGCAGUCUAUACAGAACUGUGUACAACCGGGCGUACGUGCAGCAUAUUGGCUCUUUCAACUGGUUUGGUGCACCUUCGAGUACUUCCUCAUUGGCACAUACAUAAUGAUUUCUCUUAAAGUGUAAUUUCAAUGAUUUUGUUUUAUGGUUGUAUAUACAGUAGUGUUUGUUCUUUCUUCUACAUGCCCAAUAGUUGAACACUAUUACUGAA